Molecule: messenger RNA, 2989 nt
Organism: Anastrepha ludens (Mexican fruit fly)
Lineage: Eukaryota; Metazoa; Arthropoda; Insecta; Diptera; Tephritidae
Product: PIN2/TERF1-interacting telomerase inhibitor 1
Exons: 2
Coding region: 302-2347 (681 amino acids)
Biological process (GO): regulation of ribosome biogenesis
Cellular component (GO): nucleolus
Molecular function (GO): telomerase inhibitor activity; nucleic acid binding
Source: RefSeq, a predicted model, not a curated record
UGUUUAUUUUGGUUCUUAAUUGAUAUGGCGCACGAAUGCGAUUAUUAAAUUACAAAUUACAAGGAUUUAAAAGUAUUCCACGUUAUUCAUUUCGCUUUACAUAAAUAUGCUGCGAUUGGCGAAUACCUGAUUGUUUUUGAACAUACUCUUAACACGUGUGGUUGACAGCCGUUGUUAGAAAUUGUUGAAGAUUGUUUUCGGUUGAGACAUUUUCAUGUAACAUUUUAUUAUUUGUAAAUAUAAAACUAAUAAAUAGUUAAGUUCAUAAGUAGAGACAAAUUAUUGAACGAAUAUUAUAAAAAUGGCAAUGCUUGCUGAGCCCCGACAAAGAAAGCGCUACAAUUUAACGCCGCGAGGGAAGGCGCUGUAUGAAGAUGAUUCGCGUUUUGGCACGAAAAUGUUGGAGAAAAUGGGCUGGUCUAAAGGAAAAGGUCUGGGUCCAAAUGAGAGUGGGAAUAAGGAUUUUGUACGUGUUCGUAUGCGCAACACCCUCGAAGGCUUGGGCUUUGAAGAUCGCGAUGACCACUGGACGCAGCACGAACAAGAUUUUAGCGGUCUACUGAAAUCUUUAAAUGGCGACAAUGACGUAAGUGAGAAAGCUGGUGGAGAUAAGGAAAGUGCUUCAGACGAGGAAGCUCCUAGAGUAGGAUUUGGUUUCACGCCUGAACCAAAAAAGCCUAAAGUUGAAAAAUUGAAAGAUAAAAUUAGUGGAGUGUCGUUGGAAGAGAAGUCGAAAUUGAGUAAAGCGCGUGUGCAUUAUCGUAAAUUUACGAAAGGAAAAGAUAUUGCCCAAUACAGUGAAAAGGACUUGGCGAAUAUAUUUGGAAAGAAAGUAGUUGAAGCAGUGCAUGCUGAUGGCAGCUCCACAGAGCUUACAGCUAUAACGACCAAAGGAAAAACCUAUGAAAAAGAAGAAUCAGAUUCGGCGGAGGAAAAGGAAGUGAAGCCAAAUUUCGGAGGAGUGCAGACUAUUAGCACCGGAUUGUCGGUGAGUGAAUACUUUAAGCGCAAAAUGGAGGCAAUGAAAAGUAAACAAAUAAAAACGGAUGAGAAAAAUAAUGAGCAAAAAGACGUGGAAAUUUUGGAAGAGCUCCCUAAGCAAGAUUCUGUAGAAAUUAAGACGAAAGAAAAGAAACGAAAACGAGAUGAGAAAGCGCUGGAGUCUGAGAAUAAAUCAACUGGAGCGGAGUAUGGUAACGAAACUGAUGGAGCAGUAAAAUUAGAGCUCAAAAAAGAAAAAAAAGUUAAAAAUAAAUUAAUUUCUGGAACCACCGAUUUGGAAAGUAACGCACCUGUGGGUGAUGCGAUUGUUCAAGCGUCCGAUAUUGAAUAUAAAAAAGAUAAAAAGAAGAAACGUAAGCAAAUCGAAUCAGUAGAUUUGGCAGUAGCAGAACCAAAAGUAGAUUCUGAGUUGCCUAAAAAGAAAAGAUCUAAAAAAUCCGAAGAGGAGCAGCAAAUCAAUACCGAGGACGUAGUAAUUGUAGAUAAGGAGGCUCCGAAGAAAAGUAAAUCCAAGAAAAGUAAAGAUGCGCAACCGCAAGUGAAUUCUGAUGCGAUUGCUGCAGACAGUGCGGGUGAAAUUUUAACAACUGAGACGCUUGAAAAGAAAAAGAAACAUAAAAGCGCAAAAGACGUUGAAACCCCUUUGUUGCUCGAAAAACCUAUAGAUGAAAUAGUGCUUAAGAAAAGUAAAAAGUCCAAAAAUACACAAAAGCUGUCAGCAGACACUAAAACCGAUGCAAAUUUACCAGAAAGAGCAGAUAGUCCUGAGAACGUUUCACAGCAAACGACUGAAAGCUCUAUUACAAUAUCACGUAAAAAGUCAAAGAAGCAGAAGAAAGGUGAGAAAAACGAUCAAUUAAACGUGGCUGAUGGUGGUUUGAAAAACCAUGGAGCACCGGACGGCCAGAAACAAUCCAUAGAAGAUGUAAGUGCAGAGAUAUCCUUGCAAUCAAUGACUCUUGAUGAGUUGAUAGCCAAAUGUAAUUCACUGAAUGUCUACACUAUUUCUUCAUUUUGCGCAGAAAAAUUCCGUAACGUCGCCCUAGAUGAAUUCAAAGGAUCAACAAUAGCGCAGCUUCCUGGUUAUUCCUAUACUGACAAAGAUCUGCAACUAAACAUAAUUAGUUUGCCCAGUGAUGAGAAGAGAAUCGUACAACUUUGGAACUGUAGCAUAAAUAAAUACCAGGAAGCUAAUUCACGAGCAAUUUUUGGCAAAUACAAAAAAAACGUAGUAAGCGUACUAUACAAGGGCAAAAAUAAAAAUGGCCAAAAACAGGAGAGAAAAAGAAUACCUCGAUUUUACACGAAGUCGCUAAAAAGAAAAAGUGUAUUCCAGUCAAUAUAAAAUAAUAAUAAUAAAAACACUCUUUUUUGGUUACCGCAAAUCCGUGUUUAUACUUUUCUUAGUUAAGUUGUAGUUCGCCAAUUAUGGUGGUAGCCAAAUGCUAUUAACUUAUCAUAGCUAUGGGAAAAUUAGUAUGUAAAUUUUGGCAGCAACACUUACUUAUUGCUGCUACAACAACUAACUUAUUGAAAUCCCCACGAUAAACGGUUCUACGUGUCCAUGGUGCCUAGUGCAAAACGCAAUUGCUUGCCUAAGUACACAGUUUGGGAAUCUGUCCAUGUCCAUGAAUCUACGGGGCUUACCUGAGCAACAUAAGUCACUUUUUCUCAGAAAAUUUGCGUACUUAUAUAGACGGCCUUAAACGACAUUCGUCGAAAGUCCAUUAUCACUUUCACGAAAUCUCGACCCCUGAUGGCUAUUAUCACAGUUAAACCAACACACGUGGCGGACGAAAAAUCUCAGCUGCCGCAGAGAGGCAUCCCGCUUGACUCUAACCAUCUCUUCACUUGCCAGCUUAAACAUAUUCAUCUCACACCUCUCUCUCUCUCUUUGAUUCCUCGCUGUCGAAACUGGACAUUUUAUGGGCCUGCGGUGUGAUGAUAUUGACUCAGCUGAAAUUUGUAAGCUGCCACAACAAUAAAC